This is a messenger RNA of Microthlaspi erraticum, 402 nucleotides long. The record is from the annotation of a GenBank genome assembly. Lineage: Eukaryota; Viridiplantae; Streptophyta; Magnoliopsida; Brassicales; Brassicaceae.
AUGCAAGGAACAGUUUCUUGUGUAAGAACUUACAGUAUGAUCCCAGCCACGGGAUCUCUACCGCUUAAAACGAAGGAAAACGGUGAGAGCGUUCGGACGGUGGUGGAGGAGAACGCGGUGAUCGUGAUUGGACGGAGAGGAUGUUGCAUGUGCCUCGUUGUGAAGAGGCUGCUUCAUGGACUUGGAGUAAAUCCGGCGGUUCUCGAGAUCGAUGAGGAGAGGGAAGAGGAAGUUAUGAGUGAGCUAGAGAAAAUUGACAUUGAAGGCGGUAGAAAAACGGUGGAAUUACCCGCCGUUUACGUAGGAGGGAGAUUGUUUGGAGGGUUAGAUAGGGUUAUGGGCACUCAUAUCUCCGGUGAGUUGGUUCCAAUUCUUAAGGAGGUUGGAGCUUUGUGGUUGUGA